Molecule: messenger RNA, 1635 nt
Organism: Oldenlandia corymbosa var. corymbosa
Lineage: Eukaryota; Viridiplantae; Streptophyta; Magnoliopsida; Gentianales; Rubiaceae
Source: the annotation of a GenBank genome assembly
AUUUUUCUAUACAUAAAUUAGAUAUUCAUGGAACAGAUUAUUCAACGUGAUGACAUUCGUACAAACCAAGUCUCCUGAAGUUGAGUACAUAAAGAUACCGUAAAGGGCUUCCAUGGAAUUGGCCAGUUAUUGGCAUGCUACCAAGCUUUCUCCGAUGGGCUACUCGGCUUCAUGAAGGCUGCACCAUAAUUGCAGUUAAUUCAGGAGGCACUUUCCUACUCAAAGGUCCAUGGUUUCUGAACAUGGAUAUGCUGCUAACUGUUGAUCCUGCAAACAUUCACCACAUCAUGAGUGGGAACUUUCUGAAUUACCCCAAAGGGCCUAAAUUCAAGGAGAUGUUUGAUAUUCUGGGUGAUGGGAUUUUCAAUGCAGACUUGGAUUUGUGGAAAAGCCAGAGGAAAAGUGCCAGAUUCCUGAUCAAUCAUCAGAGGUUCCACAAGUUUUUGCUGAGGACCAUUCGCGAUGAAGUCGAGAAGGGGCUCAUUCCGGUUCUUCAUCAUCUGUGUGAAACAGGUCAAGUAGUUGACUUGCAAGAUUUGUUUCAGAGAUUUACAUUUGAUACAACUUGCAAACUAGUCACAGGAUAUGAUCCUGGAUGUGUUUCCAUCAGCUUCCCUGAUGUCCCGUUCGCCAGGGCGUUGGAUGCUGCAGAAGAAGCCAUUGUUGCGAGACAUAUCAUUCCAGAGGCCAUCUGGAAGUUACAAAGGUUGCUCAAUGUUGGUGAGGAAAAGAAAUAUAGUCAAGCUAGGGAGACCUUAGACUUUGUUAUUGGCCAUUACAUCUCAAAGAAACGAGAAGAACUGAUGAUCAAAUCGGAAAAUUCAGGAGAUGAUGGUGAUGAUUUGUUGACAUCAUUUAUGAGUGAAGGAAGAAACUUGGAAUUGCCAAGUGAUGAUGAUGAAAAGUUCUUAAGGGACACCAUCUUGAAUUUUAUGAUUGCAGGAAGGGACACAACCAGCUCAGCUCUUACAUGGUUCUUCUGGCUUCUUUCUGAGAAUCCCAUUGUGGAAAUGAAGAUUAGGGAGGAACUGAGCUCAAUUUCAUCCUUAAAAGAUGCCGAAAAGUGCAGGUUUUUCGAAGUUCAAGACUUGAACAAGCUGGUAUAUUUGCAUGGUGCAAUAUGUGAAUCAUUGAGGCUUUAUCCACCUGUUCCAUUCCAACAUAAAGAGCCCCUUGAACCAGACAUCCUUCCAAGUGGCCACCGUGUUCAUCCAAAAAUGAAGGUUCUUUUCUCUUUGUAUGCAAUGGGAAGAAUGACAUCAAUCUGGGGAGAAGAUUGCAUGGAAAUGAAGCCCGAGAGAUGGAUUUCGGAUCGGGGGACAAUUAAGCAUGAGCCAUCAUACAAGUUCUUGGCUUUCAAUGCUGGUCCAAGAACUUGUCUUGGUAAAGAAGUGGCUUUUACACAGUUGAAGACAGUUGCAGCAUCUAUAAUCCAUAAUUACCAAAUUAAUGUGGACCAAGGGCAACAAAUAGUCCCUAAUGUUUCUGUAAUUUUGUACAUUAAGCAUGGAUUCAAGGUCAGUCUUAGCAGAAGGCAAGCAUAGAAUCUGAUAUCUGUUCCAUUGUAUUAUAUAUUUUGAGAUUACAAUAUAUUUUGAGAUUACAAAUUGUAUAAUUAUAUUGUAUGAGCUUUAC